AUGAACGUUUCAUCAGCAAACACAAACAGUUGUUCUCUUCCAAUGGCUCAUGGUAUUCUACUUAUCUUAGUCAACGCUAUCGUUUGCGUUUUGGGAUCACUUGGAAAUUUGCUUGUUUGUUUGGCCAUUGCUACAAACUCCCGCUUACGCCGACCCUCCAACUACCUUCUAUUCAGCUUAGCAAUCGCUGAUCUAAUCAUCACCUUCGUAUGCGAGCCAAUCGUUCUGGAAUACAUCAGCUUCCUAACGUUCUUCCACGAGUGCAGAAGAGGCCCGAACCUACGUGUGUUCUCCAUUUCUUCUGGUCUUUCAUGCCAAUCUUCAGUCCUACAUUUGGCGGCAAUCAGUCUUGAUCGUUUCGUUGCCGUUGCAUUUCCCCUGCGUCACAAAAUGUUCAUGGAAAAAGGCGGACUUAAGAUUAUGCUCAUAGCAUCAUGGUCCAUUCCGAUUCUUACUUCCGUUUUACCCAAUAUCCUUCCGAAAGGUUCCCCUCUCUUCUUUUAUUUUAUCAGAAUUGGAAUCUUUGUCUUUAGUGGUUUAAGUAUUUUCUUUUUUCACUUUCUGAUUGUGGUAGCUCUGCUCUACUACAGGAAGAAAACAAAGCAGCUGAGAGCUCGAACAGUUUCAGUCCGGGUCACUUGCACACUGGCUAUCGCAACAGGCGUCUUCACCGUUUGUUGGGUUCCAAUAAUUACUGUGCUUGCCGUCGACAAAUGGCGGAGAAGCCCUCUGCACUUUUGGCGCCAAACUCUGGCUAUGUCAAACUCAGCCAUGAACUUUGUGAUUUACUCUGCUAGAAUGCGGGACUUCAAAGAUGCAUACGUUGGUAUCUUACGCAAGAUGCUCUGCCUGUAGAGCACUUGUCGUUCACUACAGUUUCAAGAUCUGACAAACUACUGAGAAACUUGAACCCAUAGUUAUAUAAUCUUCAUCGUUAUUAUAGGUAAAUGUUGCCCAGAAAUGAAAAUAGCUCUAAAAAGACCUAACAGUUUUAAGUGUCAGUUCCAUUUAGAAUACGUAUGGUUUUCGAAGCUUUCCUAUCACAAAUGCCUCAGAUUUUGGGGAGCAUACCCGUAACGUUUUUAGUCAAAAAUAGUGAAGGCAAGAGGUAUCAGAAAAUCUUACGUUUUGUUAAUAGAAUCUAAUUCGUUUGAAAUAAACUGAAUUCAUUAGAGUUAAUAAUAACAGAAAUAAUAAUAAUAGUCUUCACUCGUUCAUUUUCUGUCACCGUUUUGAUAAACUCGUAGCGGAAAAAGAACGCAGGGAGAAGAUCGACUACUAUCAAGAAUAAAAAGUGAAAGACAGUGCAAAAGAUCUGGAACUGCGCAUGCAGAAGUAUUUCUGUCAUCCCUAUUGUAAUUGUGGCUCUUAAGACUAUAAGUAAACACCUAAGGAUGUGGAUCAGCUGAAGUUAGAAACACCUGGGAUAAUUGCUAAAGAUCUUUAGAAGGACCCUGGUACACCUAAGGCUAUAGGAUAUAGCUUGAUGCUCUGGAGAAAUAACGCCACCUAAAGGUGUAAGGCAUGAACAUAAUAAUAAUGAUAAUGAUGAUGAUGCUGCUGAUGAUGAUGAUAUUAGUAAUUUACUUAAAGUCGAGAACGUGGGUUACGGUUCAUGUCAAAACGUUCGACAACUUAAUAUUAUCUAGAGACUAAAGUACAUAACAAUAAGCGUAUCGUACAUGCAUUAUCUUAAUUUUUAUAUUUGAAAACUAACAAUAAUAAAGCAUAUUAUUCCAAAAAUAAGAAAGUAUCACAGGCAAGAGUCACAUUUAUAUCCUUUAAAUCCCGUUAAUUUGCCAAAUAAGUUCUCGAAAAUAAGUAAUCAGGCUUAUAGAGUUAAACUCAGUUUUGUAGAUUGUUCGAAUACAUGUAAUAUAAAGGUAAAACAAUAUAUAAAAGAGGAUUAUGUGGGAAUUAUGCAAGUGACUACUAUUAUACGCAAAUUACUGUUCAUUGCUACUACUUGCCCCUGCAGGGAUUUCGCACAGAAGGCGAAAUCCCGAGAAGGCACUCUAGUAACUCGCGGGUAUAUCAAGGAAAGUACUUACAGUUGAAAUAUACAGUCAUACAGUCAAUAGAGAAAAAAUCUCGAUUUGCUUGAACAGGGGCCGCGAGGAAUCGGUAGGUAAUGACUCGGACGUUUCUAUUGUUUGCGCCCGCAAGUACGAAAUGGUUAAGAUGACGUAAAAACAGAAAAUCCCGAAGGGACCCCUCAGGUAGAUUUUGUGACAUUUAUUGUGCAGUCAUACUUCGAUACUCUUUUGCGUAACGCAGUGACAUUCUGUGGAGCAGUUGUUUUGAAAGUUAUGGACCAAAAAGCACUUGGAGAGUUUGCCAGACACGAGUUCACAAAUCUUUGAUUUAUAUUGGAAACCUUGCCAGACACUCUUUCUCUCUCUUUGACCAGAAUUAGACUCAGCCCCAAACAAGCAAGACGAGUGAACAACGGCUAGCCGUAUCACUAGCAGAACGAUGGACGAUUACAGAAAUUCGCCGACAAUCAAAUUCUGUGCUGACUUAUUCCCUGCUCACAGAUGUCCUUCCGUUAUAAAGUUUAAAAUAAGACUGGAACGCCCGAGCGUGAAUCGAUCAAACGUCCUUUUAAUUUCUAAGGCUUACUUUCCGGGAAAUAAAAUGAACGUAAUGUAAAAAGUGAAAGAGAAAUAGCGAAAAAUUCACCUUCUAAUUAAAUCUUUUCUUAUGGUUUAGAAUAAACUAUUCUCGAAACUGAGAAUGUUUUGAUCAAAGCUGUGUAAAUCGAGCUGAAACUGUGCAUGGAACCUUGCGUUUCCAAAGUAGCUAUUAUAAAAACUAAGCCGGAGUGUAACCACGGCUUUUUUCUCUUCUCCUCCUUUCCUUCUCCUCGCUCUUUCUUUUCUCCUUUCCUUUUCCUUCGUUACUGUGAUAUUUGGAGCUUCCUUCUCGAGCUUAAGAAACCUGCCUUUUAACGCCUUUUCACUCAAAUGACUGCAAAUUUCGUUAGGUUGGUUUUCAAAAAAAUCGGUUGGAUAUAAUGAGGGCGAGAGUCCCUUAACCGACUUGUAAAUCAUGCAGAUAAAGUGCCAUUAUACGGCUCUGAUGCUUUAGCAAGCACACAACAGCAAGGCCAUAAGUAACUCUUCAUAGUGCCUAGUGUUAAAUGUAUUUAAUAAAUUCCUUAGUUUGUACUCUUAAGCCGACUUCACUUUACUGUUUUAUUCACACUAAAACAAAACGCUUUGUCCUACAAAGGUGAAAUCACGGUGAAAUUAAUUUUGCGCAUUUAUGUUAUAUCUUGUGCUUUACCAACAUUGUCUACAAGGGUUAAGACAACGAAAAGAAACUCUACCAGCAGAUAUUUCCGUGCUUCGGAUAGUAUAGUUCAUUUUCUGAGUACGUUUUCCACAGAGCUCUUUCUUUCUUCACGGAAAAUGGCUCAAAAGUAAAGAUAACAAGGGCCCGAUUUUGAGCGCAAAAAGCCUCAGUUAUAAGUGAAAUCAGUAAAGAGCCGAAAACGAAAUUCUCUUGGUACACAGAGGAUUUCUACGAGAUCUUGUCCGCAAAAUAGCACAUAUAUAAGGGAUACAAUGAGAUGAAAAAAAUAUAAUAAUAUAUCAGCGGAGAAACCCGAUUAUUAUAUAGCGUAGCAUUUGUAUUAUUUCUAUUGAAUGACGUGAGAAUGAUGUGAAGAAUUAUGCAGAUUGAUGAGGAGAAUGCUCUCUUGCUGUUUACUUCCUCGUUUCCAGCGCCUGAAACAGGGUUGUUGGAUGCCAUAUCUGCCUGGAAACGAGGCUGCUAUGGCAAGUACGAUGGAAUCCAUGGUACAAAAAUUGCUCGUAAUUUCCAAAUAAGGUAAGCGCCGGCUAGUUAUGAAAAAUUAGCGGGGUGAUUGGAGCCAGUCAAACGGUAAAAUAUUUUAAAUGGAUAAUAAUAUGUCAUAUUAACCUUUCUAGCACGUUAAUGUUGAUGUUGAUAUUUUGAUCUUGUUGAUAAUCUGGCUUGUCUGGUUGCCCUAGCAAAAGCUUAGAGAAUGUCGUCUUAUCUUUGUGAAUCAACCUCAUAUAAGUCCUUCGGACUCGCCAUUAAAUUUGCUUACGUCAAAGUGGACAGGAAAAACAGAUAUAUUUUUAACCCACAGUAAACACCCGCACCUAUCAUUUGGAGGUUAAUUUAGGCUGAUCAAGUUUUUAUUUACCAGGAGAUGAAUCGGCCUGAAAAUGUUUUUUGAUGUGUUCUUAAAAUUUGUUUAUUAACAGAGGUUAAAUUAACGAACAAUGUUUUAUUACCUACACUAAAAAAUAGGUUUCAAAAAUAAAUACAUACUAUCACUAAUAUAAGUAAACUUUGACAGUUAAAAGCUCAACAUCAAAUUGCUGUUAAUCAGCAGUUUUAAUGUUUUCAUUUCUUAAUUCACAAGACCAGCAGCCCCUGAGUUUGUAGGGUCCAGCACACCUAUGGACACCAAAGUACUUUUGGUUUCUUAUUCUGGCAUCCUUUUUCUUUUUAUAUAAGAACAAGUUUUAUUUAUCAGGCUGAAUUGUUUCUUACACAUCUUGUGCUUUAUUGUCCAACUUUAAGCCUGAUGUCCUUAAUCCACUUGUUCUUAUAUGCGGGUGUUUACUGUAUUACAAACUUGGAGUUAUUUUUAUUCACAUAAAAUAUAACACUGCCAAAGGUAGACGAAAAAAAGGAGCAAUACCGAAUUACAGUGCCAAUUUUUAGAAUGACAAAAAGCCUUUACCAUAGCUUAAUUGACUACCACAGUAGUAGUCUAUCGUCUAUAAGUGAAGACUAGAUGCAUGUAACUGAGGAAGAAUCAUGAAAGGCAGUCUACAAUGGUCAAUCCAUUUUGGUUUUAUUCAUGUACUCACGGAAGUUUCGCCCUAGUCUACUUAACUAAACGUAACUAUAUACUUUAUAUUAAAACAGCUAUGCAUUUCUAAUGGUAAACAACCAGACUCAUAAACUCAUUUUUUAUGGUAGAGGCCUGCCAGGUCACGCUGGGAUUCAUGGUCUGCUCGGCGGGGUAACGCCCCGUCCAUACGUAUCCGGAUAUUUUUGAAUCCGUUGUGUAUCCGAAGAGACAAGAAGACAACUACAAAAAUAAAUUUGUCAAGUAGGAUUUACAAAGAAAGAAAAGCGGAGCUACUUGAUGGUAAGUGCAAUUUUUGUAUAGUCGGAGAGAGAAAGAAAAUUUUCAAGCUACCGGAGGAGACGUCAACAUAACACUCUUUGGAAGACGAAAGAGCGAUUUUUUUACAACUAUAUGAGGCUGAGAGAGAGAUAUUAAGCUUUCAACUGACUGGAGAGAAAUACUUAAUAGAAGGCACAACUAGAGUGCUGGCCAAAAGCUGUACAGAAUUAGUUUCGACCCAGCAGCGAGUGCCCAUAUCAGUUCUGCGGUUUUGCACAAGAUGAGCCUUUGUGAUACUGAAUAAGAGCGUCGAUGUAUUAGUUUGUCUGGGAUCACCAUACAUGCUGUUUGCCAUUUAUAUUCUCAGACUAAGACAUCGGCUUUGAUAAAUCAUUCAUUGUCUAAUUGCACCUGGUCCAGUUUUUAAAUCGAAAUCAGCAGCAAAAGACGAAACUUAAAAACUGACUUUCACUUAGGGUUCAAGUAAGCUUUGACAAAAUAACUGACAACAGCCAACUUUUAUUACUUAGAAAAUGAGUGUUUAAUUAAAGGAUUGUCCCAAACGUGUCAAUGGCAAAUGAAAGGUGUAUUGCUAUUUCCUCUAGAGAAACUUCGCUGCUAAAUUAAAAGGAUCUUGAAACAGCUUGGGGUGUGUCUUUUUUUAGCUUAAGUGCACCACACGUCACCUAUAAGACGACUAUAUCGCUGCCGUACUUAGUAAUGAGCUGUUGGUAGUUUCAGGACUUUAACCGUUAGGGACUUUAUUUCUAAAGCUAGAUUUUCAGAAUUUCAGAUGGAAGCAAACCUCAAAUGCAAAAGAAUGUAUACUUUUCAAUUCGAAAUACAGUUAACGCAGCAAAACAUAAGUUAAGACAAGUUUUCGUAGAACAUUUUUUUAGCUUAAAGUACAUAAUAAAAGCAUUAAAUUAACUGCUGACUUCAGUGCCAUGAAAAGAUCAUUUAAAAGACUUACGAGUGUGGUUAAGGGAAGGUGGAAACAGCAGUUGAAGGCGAUUAAUGUUGACUAUCUGGGAAUCAAGUGAAACUCACAAAGAGGGUAACACGCUUAGAGGUCUUACGCCUAAUUUUCACUACUGAGCCGACGCAAACACAAGGGCAGACACUUACAAGUCAUCAUUUAACCCGGAAAACGGCCUAGACGCACGAGCAAGGAUGUGCAAAAGCGCAUUAGAGGAUAUAUAUUUCAGUUUAUUUUCUUUUUCGUGUGAAACGACAAAAUUCUCUCUCCCGUAGGUGUUAUCUGACGAAAGCAAACUACCGUGAGGAUGACAUUAAUUUAGUUCAUUUACGUAUCGGGCCGGACAGUAUAUAAAGAAUUAAUACAUGAUGAUAACAAAGUCCACCCGCUGAUAUUACUGUGCUUCGGAUAGGUCAUUUUUGAGUGCACUCUAUGUUAAGCUCUUGCUUUCCUCACAGAAAAUGUCUCAGUUGCAAGGAUUAAAAGUUCCCGAUUUUGAGCAACAAAAAAAACGAAAGAAUUGGAGAAAUCAGUAAAGAACCAAGAACGGAAAUGUUGUUGGCAUCAGAGGAUCUCUACGAGAUCUUGUCAGCAAAAAAAACAAAUGUAGGGGUACACCAAAUCUAAAUAACAAUAAUAAUGUAUCGAUAAUUAUACUGAAUAACACGUAAUAUUAGCCUUUUUAGCACGUUAUAAUUUUGAUGUAGUAUUGAUAUUCUGUUCUUGUUGAUAAUUUGGCUUGUCUGGUUGCCUUAGCAAAAGUUAUAGAACGUGUUUUUCGCUGUCCCAAUGGACUUCAUAUAGGUCCUUCGAGCUUAUCAUAAUAAAUUCCUUACAGAGGGCGAGAAAAACAGGUAUAUUUUUAACCUAAUUCAAACUUGGAGUUAUUUUUAUUCAUAACACUGCCAAAAGUGGUAGACGAAUAAGGAACAAUACCAGAUUACCGUGUCCAUAUUUUGUUAAAAUGACAGGAAGCCUUUACUAUAGCUUCACUGACUACCACAGUAGUAGUCUAUGCGCAAUAAAUGUAUUUUACUGUACAUAAACAAAUGAGGAAGAGACAUGAAAAGCCUUUUUUUUAUUCCUUAAAGCCCCGAAGUCAAGGGUGAAUUUUAACAUAUAUCGAAAUUGGUCUAUUGUUACUAACGCAACGAGAUACCAUUAUAAUGAUAAUGAAGGGGAUAUUAAUAGAAACACGACAAUCAUGAUAAUAACAAAUUAAUACAAAAUCCAUCCCAGUUAAAGUUAAGAACUCAGCAACAGCACUGCGUGGUCUGCUCGGCAAGGUAAAUUAACGAUUUGCAGUUAUGGGCUAUCAUUUAAUAUUACACGAAAUAUUCUUAACAAACUAAUAUCAAUAUUUUGCUCUUUAAUGGUUAUCAAUCUGGCUGAUGUUGUUGUUAUCUUUCGGUAGUUUGAGAGGUUUAGGUGUUUUUUCUUGCUUACGUCGAAAGACUGUAUAUAGGUCUUUUGGCAUGCUUGAUAAUAACUUGCUUGGCCCUUUGUCUUUCAUUCGUGCUUAUAAUAAUCCAGGCAAAGAGCUAAUGCUACAUUUGAGACGUCCAUGGUAUCAACAAACUACACAGACAACAUGAACGUUUCAUCAGCAAACAGUUGUUCUCUUCCAAUGGCUCAUGGUAUUCCACUUAUCUUAGUCAACGCUAUCGUAGGCGUUUUGGGAUCACUUGGAAAUCUGCUGGUUUGUUUGGCCAUUGCUACAAACUCCCGCUUACGCCGAGCUUCCAACUACCUUCUGUUCAGCUUAGCAGUCGCUGAUAUAAUCGUCACUUUGAUAUGCGAGCCAAUCUAUCUGGAGUUCAUCAGUCGGUUAACCUUCUUCCACAAGUGCAGAACGAGCACGGAAACACUUGUGUACGAGGUUUUAGUCAGCCUUUCAUGCCAGACUUCAUUCCUCCAUCUGGCUUCAAUCAGUAUUGAUCGUUUCGUUGCCGUUGCAUUUCCACUGCGUCACAAAAUCCUCAUGGAAAAAUGCGGACUUAAGAUUAUGCUCUUAGCAUCAUGGUCCAUUCCGAUUCUUAAUUCCUUUUUAUUCAAGAUCAUUCCGACAGGUUCCACUCCUGUCUCUUAUGUUAUCGGAGUUGGAAUCUUUCUUUUCAGCGGUUCAACUAUUUUCUUUUUUCACUUUCUGAUUGUGGUAGCUCUGCUCUACUACAGGAAGAAAACAAAGCAGCUAAGAGCUCGAACAGUUUCAGUCCGGGUCACUUGCACACUGGCUAUCGCAACAGGCGUCUUCAUCGUUUGUUGGGUUCCAAUAAGUACUCUGCUUUCCGCUGGAAAGCCCCCGCCCUUGCCGCAGAGAAGCCCUCUAUACUUUUGGUUCGAAACUCUGGCUCUGUCAAACUCAGCCAUGAACUUUGUGAUUUACUCUGCUAGAAUGCGGGACUUCAAAGAUGCAUAUGUUGGUAUCUUUCGCAAGAUGUUCUGCCUUUAG
Molecule: messenger RNA, 8547 nt
Organism: Porites lobata
Lineage: Eukaryota; Metazoa; Cnidaria; Anthozoa; Scleractinia; Poritidae
Source: the annotation of a GenBank genome assembly